AUGUCGACCAAUCCCGGAUCCGAAACCUCCAUUCUUGACCAAUCCCCGAAUACAACCCCACUUGUCAACAUGUUGGACAAUCAACCCCAAGUACUUCUUCAAGAAAAUCCAUUCAAACUCGAACCUCACCUGCUUCGAAAGACCUCAGAGUCAAAUUCCACCAACAUGGACAAUGCAGACACCAAAGAUACCACUGCAAAUGCGAAGAGGAAGGCGCCUGUUGACAAUGUUCACCGUGGGCCGAUUGACUUCGAGCACAUCACAUGGGAAGAGUUGCCGAGCAUGAUUCAGAAAAGAAGUCAAAAGGCGAAGAACGCAGCGAUAAAGAAAGAACGGGAUUCCUUGCCUAGAGCAAAGAAAGGAUAUACCACUUCGAAGGGAAUCAUCGGAGAGACACUUCAAACCCUUAUUAACACCCCGGAGAUAGAGUUCUUCGAGCCUACGGAACAAGAGAUUGCAAGAAACGAAGCCGGAGAAUACCCGUUCGAUAAACGCUCCAAAAUUACCAAAGAAACAGUAGAGACACCAAAGAAAAGAAACCUUAAGGGAGGCGAAGAGGACUCUACGCAAUACCAAGAGGCGGAGGAAGAAGUCGAACUCUUACUCGAGAAAUACCUCCAACAUCUGCACAAUAAGGGAGCACAGGCCGACAAUCCGGAUGCUGACCCUGACUCAGAAAUUUCGGCAGCCCUCGUUCACUAUAGCAAAGAGACAGCACACCCCCGCGCAAAAGAACACAUUGCGAAAACCUUGAGAUUUAUCCAAGAAGCACCUCAGAACAAUAAGAAUCACAGUCUACCUGACAAAUCGUGGCUCUAUGAACACCAAGAGGUUAGAGGAUUGAAAGGACAGACACAUCUGAAGAAAUACGGGUUUUACCAAACAUUUUCCAGAAGAGGUCUGGCGGGAGACGGGUUCCUCAAGGACUUAACUGAACAAGAAGGAGGACUCGAGAAAGAUCUGUACUAA
This is a messenger RNA of Pseudogymnoascus destructans, 969 nucleotides long. RefSeq lists its product as uncharacterized. The transcript has a single exon. NCBI's taxonomy places the organism in Eukaryota, Fungi, Ascomycota, Leotiomycetes, Thelebolales, Thelebolaceae. The record is from RefSeq and is a predicted model, not a curated record. The coding region runs from base 1 to 969 and encodes 322 amino acids.